This is a messenger RNA of Acanthisitta chloris (rifleman), 1435 nucleotides long. Its product is annotated as interferon-induced protein with tetratricopeptide repeats 5-like. NCBI's taxonomy places the organism in Eukaryota, Metazoa, Chordata, Aves, Passeriformes, Acanthisittidae. Gene Ontology annotation, biological process: defense response to virus. The transcript has a single exon. The annotation marks the transcript as partial. The record is from RefSeq and is a predicted model, not a curated record. Gene Ontology annotation, cellular component: cytosol. Gene Ontology annotation, molecular function: protein binding.
UACCAUUUCCAAGAAUUCCUUGGAGACUUCCCUACUGCAGCUACAAUGUCAUUUUACAUGGGCUUUGCAGGAGCAGGAUGUAGAUCUCGAUUGCCUAGAGGAAAAAACUGUCGAACGAAUUGAGUUUUCCAUGCAAUCCAACAGCAAUGAUUAUAAUCUACUAGCCUAUGUAUGCCACUUAAAGAAUUCAAAUGAAGAAGCCCUGAAAAAUCUCCAAAAAGCUGAACAAGUUAUUCAAAAACAUCAUCCGGAUGAAAGUGCCGGGAGAAAUCUUGUUACCUGGGGGAACUAUGCCUGGAUCUAUUACCACAUGGAGAGAUACGAAGAAGCUCAAAUUUACAUAAGCAAAGUGGCAGACAUCAGCAAAAGUCUUUCAAGUACUGCUGAUGGGAAGAUUCAGCUUCCAGAGGUCUAUUGUGGGCAAGGGUGGGCAUUAUUACAUUUUGGGGAGAAAUACUACGAGAGAGCAAAGGAAUGCUUCGAAAUUGCUCUAAAGAAGGAACCCAAUAACCCAGAUUUUAAUGCCAGCUAUGCAAUAGCGAUGUAUCGUUUGGAAAAAAUAGCCUACAGAUAUAAUGAAGAGGCAGUCCCAUCCUUUGAGCUCCUGAAGCGUGCAGUGGAACUGAAUCCACAGGAUACUUCCCUUAUGGCAUUACUUGCAUUAAAGCUUCAGGACUUACAGCAAGUUGCUGAAGGGGAGAUGUAUAUUGAAGCAGCCAUGCAGAAAACCCCUGAUCAUCCUUAUUUCCUGCGAUAUGCUGGUGUGUUUUACAGAAGGAAAGGAGAAGUGGACAAGGCAGUAGAGAUUUUGAAAAAGGCCCUAAGAUUGGCACCAAAUUGUAACUUUUUGCAUCACCAACUAGGAAUCUGCUACAGAGGAAAGAUGCUUAAAUUGAAAAACACAAGCUAUCCACCUCAAAAGCAAGUGGAGGAACUCAUCCAGCUUGCCACAUUUCAUUUUAAGAUAGUGGUAGACCGAAGGCCAAAAUUUUUUACUGCCCAUACUGACCUAGCAAACAUGUAUGCAGAAGGCAAGAGGUAUGAAGAAGCAGAAGAGACAUUUCAGAAAGUGCUUCACAGAGAUGAUCUACCUCGUACUGAAAAACAACUACUCUACUUCAAUUAUGGCAAUUUUCAGCGUUUUCACAUGAAGUCAGUCUCUAAAGCAAUUCACUAUUACAUAGAAGGGCUGAAAAUUGAAAAAGAUUCCUAUGGAAGAAAUAAGUGCAGAGAUGCUCUGAAGAAAUUGUUGGAACAGAAAAUUCAGAGAGGUUCAGGAAAUGCAACAGAUUUUGGCAUCCUUGGACUUGUUCAUAAACUAACGGGGAAAAAACAUGAAGCAAUUGAGUGCUAUGAGAAAGCCAUUGAGCUGGAUCCCAACAAUGAAGAUUAUCGGAAUGCAUUAUUUGAGCUGCGCCUUUCCAUCUCAAGCUAA